Molecule: messenger RNA, 249 nt
Organism: Ostertagia ostertagi
Lineage: Eukaryota; Metazoa; Nematoda; Chromadorea; Rhabditida; Trichostrongylidae
Source: the annotation of a GenBank genome assembly
AUGUUCUUCUACAUUGUCUGCGCACUAUUCUUGCUGAACGCCUUCACGACUGAGGCGCAACCCGAAUGCGGUACGUUACGGUAUACGAACUGGAUUGCAGCCCAAGGCAUGAGCUUUAAGGAAUUGCCAUGUGAGGAUCAAGGAGGAGAAAUGUUCUGCCUCGGCCCAAAGAACGCCGGCCAAUGCAACAGUCCGGGCUUCGCCAAAAUUGCGGAACAGUUCUGUGCCAAAACGUGUGGCCUUUGUUAA